Messenger RNA from Hylaeus anthracinus, 593 nucleotides. Its product is annotated as acylphosphatase-1-like. The transcript has 4 exons. NCBI's taxonomy places the organism in Eukaryota, Metazoa, Arthropoda, Insecta, Hymenoptera, Colletidae. The record is from RefSeq and is a predicted model, not a curated record. Gene Ontology annotation, molecular function: acylphosphatase activity. The coding region runs from base 43 to 456 and encodes 137 amino acids.
AGCGACAUCUAGUCAAAUAUUAUUUCACGAAUCGACUGAGAUAUGUUUAUAGUUUCGUCGAAUAAUGAUCAAAUAUUAAUCGAGAAAUACCUUAAACGCGUUUUCUGUUUCCUCCUCGUAUCGUCAACGUUGUCGGAAGUAGCAUCGCAAGAUACGCAUUCGACAAUGUCGAAACUAAUCGCUGUCGACUUCGAAGUAUAUGGAACCGUACAAGGUGUCUUCUUUAGAAAGUACACCCAAAAACGUGGCAAAGAAUUAAGCUUGACCGGAUGGUGCAUGAACACCGACCAAGGCACGGUCGUCGGACAUCUCGAAGGAGAACGAAAUAAAAUCGAAGAAAUGAAAAAUUGGCUUCGAUAUACCGGAAGUCCUCAGUCGGCGAUAGACAAGACGGAAUUUCGAAACGAGAAGGACAUAUCCCAGCCUUCAUUCACCGAUUUCGCAAUCAAAAAAUAGAGGCAAAACUGUCUAAUUGUUCAUUUUCGUAGCGUUAUGAUUUGCUCGUAAUUAAAACUAGUGUACUCGUAACUCGUAACAUACCGUGCACAACUUUGCGUUUCAAUUGCAAUAAAGUCUCUUGGACAAUAAGAAAA